AUGUUUUCAAAAUAUGAUUUUCUGAAGGAUGUGAAUCCUGCCAAGGAGGACUGGAGGAUUAAGGUGAAGGUGGUUCGUGCUUGGAAAGUUCCUAACUUUCAACGUAGAGAUUUUGAUGACAAUGUUGAAAUGGUUUUAUUGGAUGAACAGGGUGGUAGGAUCCACGCCACUGUCAAAGGUUCUUUGCCGGUGCGGAAGAAAAUCCAUGAAGGAGAGCCAACCAAGCAUCAAUAUCGUUUGUCUUUCAACUUGAGAACUGAUGUUAAAUCAAUUGUUGAUUCUGAUAUUUCUGCGAGUGAAUUUGAUUUUGUUGAUUAUGACAUCAUUGAGAAAGAAACGUCUGACUCUCUUUAUUUAGUCGACGUCAUUGGUUUAGUCUCAGGAAUUGGGGAAGUUUGUGAUCGUGUGGUUUCUGGUAGGAAGACGAAAAUGGUAGAGUUGGAGCUUGACAACCUCAGUCUUUCGGCUGAUGGUGUGGAAAGCAGUUUGAGGAUGACUCAGUUGUCUACUCAGUCCUCCUAUUCUUUUGAAAAUGAUUUUCUCAGGGAGACUGAAAAGAAAUCUAUUAGCGAUGUGAAGCUUUGUGGUGAGGUUGCGGAUUUGGAUCAGUUUCCAGAAGAGUUAAAUGUUCUGAAUGAAAAGUCAAUAUCCAACCCUCCUGCUUUCCUUCAUAAUAGCGACGUCCUUUCACCUCUUCCACCGACUCUGAAGAAGCUCUUCGUCGAGAAGCGAAAUAGUUUUCCCUCAGAAUUAAAGGAUGGAAAAUCGACGUCAUCGACAUUGGAGGUGGUAGAGCUGGUUGAGGCUUCCAAUAACGAGAGGUGUAAGAAGAGCAACUCCACAGAAUUCUCAAAGCAACUGAGAUUCCAACGAGAGCUGAACUCGCGAAGCAACAGCAGUGACAGCAAGGACGUUUUCAUUUUCUUGAAUCCUCCGGCACCGGAGCCAGUACUGAGGUCCAACGACGAGGCUAAUAAUAAAAAGAAGGGAAGACCAGCAACCGACGACGAAGAGAAGAACAGCUUCAAUAAACCAGCUUUCGAACUCGUCCUUAUGUAG
Gastrolobium bilobum is the source of this 1059-nucleotide messenger RNA. RefSeq lists its product as uncharacterized. The transcript has 7 exons. Bases 1 to 1059 code for a protein of 352 amino acids. Lineage: Eukaryota; Viridiplantae; Streptophyta; Magnoliopsida; Fabales; Fabaceae. The record is from RefSeq and is a predicted model, not a curated record.